This is a messenger RNA of Meyerozyma guilliermondii ATCC 6260, 1524 nucleotides long. RefSeq lists its product as uncharacterized. The coding region runs from base 1 to 1524 and encodes 507 amino acids. The transcript has a single exon. The record is from RefSeq and is a predicted model, not a curated record. Lineage: Eukaryota; Fungi; Ascomycota; Pichiomycetes; Serinales; Debaryomycetaceae.
AUGAGAACAUUCGUUACCCAGAUUUUCUAUGAAGCUUCGUCAUUUGUUCCAAUUCGUGUCAACGUUACUGAUUUCAAAAAUCGUCAUUAUUUGAGCGGCUACCAGAAUGUCAAAAACAAGUUUCUGAAGGACCGAGAUUGGGUUACUGGCGUGUUGGAUGCUGCCUCAAGCUGCUCAAUGGAAGUGGAAUGUGGUGUUUGUACGGCUUGUAUGCCUGGAGGCAUGAUGAACAAAGAGGCAUUUCGCCAAAUUGAACUAGAUAUGAUCAAUACUUUCAAGUCUUACGUUGAAGAAACAGGACCACCUGAUAUUGUUAUGAUGCUCUUACAUGGAGCAAAUGUGGUUGAGGGACUCGUUGAUCCCGAGGGUGCGUUGGUGGAAAAGUUCAAGCGGAUCUCACCUUCUUCGGUGAUAGGAGUAACUCUUGACUUUCACGGCAAUAUCAGUGAAAACCUAACCUCAUAUGCGGAUGUUGCGAUUAUUGGUAAGAAAUACCCACACAUAGACACCUAUGAGAGAGGUGCUCUUUGUGUUGAACUAGCUAAAGACUUGGUAAUUAAACCCAAGAGUCUCACCACAUAUAGGUUUCCCAUUCCUUUGCUUUCAGCGUUGCCAAACCAAGCUACCGUUGCUGGUAUGCCCUUCGAGAUCAUAAUGAAAAAGUGCAAUGAAUUGGAGAACAAGCUUGGAGUCCGAGACUUGGCAAUUGGUGGAGGUUUUGCAUUUGGUGAUUGUUUCGACGUUGGCAUGUGUUUGUUAGCGACUAAUGAAACCUAUGAGCCAUGCACAAAGGCUUUAAAAGCUAUAAGCGACUUGGUGUGGCAAUUGAAGCUGGAGAUAUUUGCACCAAUUCCCAAACUAGACUCCGUAUGGGAUUUGAUACAAUCCAAAGCGAGUUUGGGGAGAGUGGUGGUGGCAGAUGUCUCAGACUCUCCUGGCUCAGGUGGCACAGCAGAUGAAACACACUUAUUAUCAAAACUACUAAGUUUACCUACACCAUUUGUGAGUGCCUUUCAUGUUGAUAGAGCGGUGGUUAAACAGGCAAUUGAAAAAGGUAUUGGUAACGAAGGUACCUUCGAAUUGGGAACUUCGUUGUCACACGCGAGCAGCAAGGUUCUUCAAGUCAAGGCUAAAGUUUCAAAGAUUUUGGACUACAAGUAUACAAACAUUGGUGACAUGAUGCAUGGAGCUACACUCUACGCUGGGAUGACUUGUGUAUUGGAAGCUGCUAAUGGUUUGAUUAUAGUUACGACGGAGCGGAUUCAGGCUUAUGACAUCAAUGCUUUCAUGGGAAUAGGCAUUGAUAUUUCCCAGACACAACCCUUGAUAAUCGCUAUCAAAUCGACGGCGCAUUUUAGAUCUUCUUACACCCAGAUAGCUGAUCAAGGAAUUCAUUUAGUUGAUUGUGGAGGAUGGUCUUGCCCAAACUUUGGGAACUUUGACUAUAAAUUUCGGAGAAAACCGCUAUUGCCGUUGGAACCAAUGGAAAAGGACCAAUGGGACUCGACAAUAUUUGGUGGGUAG